Ruditapes philippinarum (Manila clam) is the source of this 2442-nucleotide messenger RNA. Its product is annotated as serine/threonine-protein kinase PAK 4-like. Gene Ontology annotation, cellular component: cytoplasm. The transcript has 10 exons. Bases 171 to 2171 code for a protein of 666 amino acids. The record is from RefSeq and is a predicted model, not a curated record. Gene Ontology annotation, biological process: protein phosphorylation; intracellular signal transduction; regulation of MAPK cascade. NCBI's taxonomy places the organism in Eukaryota, Metazoa, Mollusca, Bivalvia, Venerida, Veneridae. Gene Ontology annotation, molecular function: protein serine/threonine kinase activity; ATP binding.
ACAUGAACUGUGCUGUACUGCAUCUGAACCUGGUAUUGGUAUUUACAGUGUGGAUAAUAAGUUGUGGUGUGACAAGAGGGAUUUUUUUUAAAAGGAAAAAUAAAAUAUGAUAUUUCAAUGAGGAAUUGACUCCUAAACUAUCUUAGAUGAAAGGUUCAUUAUAGAAUAACAUGUUUAAGAAGAAAAAGAAGCCAGAGAUAUCUGGCCCAAUAAACUUUGAGCAUCGUGUUCACACUGGGUUUGACCACCAGCAGCGCCGCUAUGUCGGUCUGCCCUCACAAUGGCAGGGGAUUGUUAGUGCCGAGACAUCGGACAGGAGGAGACCUAUGAUAGAUCCCUCAAGUAUCACUCCAGUAGAAAUACAACCUCUUAAGACUAUUAUAAGAGGACAUUCCACAUUGCAACUUAAUGGAGGAAAUCCCAACGGCAUGUUUGGGGGUAUAUCGGUGGCUAGAUCAAAUUCACUAAGAAAUACCAGUCCACCGGCCCGCAGGAAAUAUCAACCAGAUCAGAAUCAUCCGCCAGUACCAGAAGAUGGUCAGAUGGGGAACCGAGGUCUACCAGGGAACCAACACCCUCAGUACCCAGGACCUCCACCCUAUAAUAGGGAAAAUCGGGAUCCUUAUCAAGAACAUAAUAGAAGGGAUAAUAGGGACCCUAGAAACAAUAUGUACCCAGAAAAAAAUAAUCAGCUUAGAGACAUGCGGGAUAAUCAUUAUCCCAAUGACAGAUAUGAUUCUAGAGACGGAUAUCCUGAUGCUAGAUUACAGCCUCCAAGGGAUGAUUACAGAGGUUCGCACCCAAACAGCAGGGAUCAGAGUUUCGAGCAAGACCGGCGGUCUGAAGACUCUUUUAGGAGACUUAAUGACUCUCAUGAUAGUAGAGAUAUGAUGAUGAGAAGAGAUCCACACGAAAUGUCACAGCCUCGGCACAAUCAAAUGCCACCUGGUGGACGAAGUCCGCCUCACCAACAGAUGCAAGGCUAUCCUGACGAAAGGUUCAAUCAGCAAUACCCUAAUUCUAAUGGAACAUUACCACGGCAGCCACCACAACAUCAAAAUAUGCAGGGAUAUAACAGUUUGCCUAAAAAUCCACAACAUCAGUAUGAUAGGGGACCGCAGCACAGUCCUGGUGGUAAAAUGUCCAAUCUGCAGGUACCAGGCAACCAGUAUCAGCAGCAGCCCCCACACCCUGGCCCCAGAGGUCAAGGUCCCCAAACCCCACCUAAAUCACCCCAGCACAAACCUUCCCCCUCACCUGGACCAUUCCCUGAACAACAGCGCCUCUCACAUGAACAGUUCAGAGCAGCAUUACAGAUGGUUGUUAGUCCAGGUGACCCUAGAGAUAAUUUAGACAAUUUCAUCAAGAUCGGAGAAGGAUCUACCGGUAUAGUUUGUAUAGCCACUGAGAGAAAUUCUGGGCAAAAUGUAGCUGUGAAGAAAAUGGACUUAAGGCGACAACAGAGGAGAGAACUGCUGUUUAAUGAGGUUGUGAUAAUGCGUGACUACCAUCAUCCACAUAUAGUUGAUAUGUAUGACAGUUUCCUGGUAGGAGAUGAACUCUGGGUUGUGAUGGAGUUCCUGCAAGGGGGAGCACUCACAGAUAUUGUCACACAUAACAAGAUGGAUGAGACGCAGAUAGCUACAGUAUGUAAAGCCUGUCUGAAAGCGCUUGCAUUUUUACACUCUAAUGGAGUGAUUCAUCGAGACAUCAAGUCAGAUUCUAUACUGCUGGCACAUGAUGGAAAAGUUAAAUUGUCAGACUUUGGAUUUUGUGCGCAAGUAUCACAGGAGCUUCCAAAACGUAAAUCACUGGUUGGAACACCAUACUGGAUGGCUCCAGAGGUCAUCUCAAGGUUACCGUAUGGACCUGAGGUGGACAUUUGGUCACUAGGUAUCAUGGUGAUAGAGAUGAUUGAUGGAGAACCUCCAUUCUUUAAUGAGCCUCCACUUCAAGCCAUGAGGAGAAUCAGAGAUAUGCCCCCACCGAAAAUUAAAAAUGCUCAUAAGGUAUCGCCAAGAUUGCAAGGUUUCUUGGAGAGAAUGUUGGUGCGUGAUGCCUCCCAGAGAGCUACUGCAUUUGAACUUUUGCAACACCCUUUCUUGCACAACGCUGAUAAACCAGCAUGUCUGGUAUCGUUAAUGAGGAACUUUCGAAAUAGCCCUUGCUGAUGAAAACUUGUCAAACAGACAAAUAACUACAAUGUGAUGUUAUCUGAAUAUGAAAUAUAUAGGAAUAUAUAAAAUAAGCAUAUGCCUUCCAGAACAUACUAAUAUAUCAAAGUGGACGUUAUCUGUGCAUUGAUACAGUUUCAAAUUCUAAUCAAAAUAUGGAGAGAAUCUGGUGCAUUAAGAUAAGGAGCUACACCCCAGAUAUAAGAAAUUUUAAAUUACAGUGACCAUAAAGCUUGGAUCAUUCAUGUUAUUCUGAAUCAAAAAAGGU